UAUUGCCACGUCAACUUCAAGAGACUCGUGUGUUUGUUUUGUUGUUGGAGCAACUUUAGCUGACAUUUCUGAUGCGUAUUUGAAUUCGUUGCAUUUCAGCUAACACUGAUAAUUAGCCACAAUGCUGACGACGGAGGACUACACGCACUUCCCGGUCCAGAUGUGGGAGAGGGUGCUGUCGAAGGUGAAGAAAGCGGUUGUUUUUAUGGAUGACAAGUGUGCAGAGUCUCUCCACUGGUGCGGAGGUGCUGCCGUCUUACUAGAGGCUGGAGCCCGAAAUUUAAAGCAGUUUUCAAGCUUCGAAGCCUGUGGGGUGAACGAACCGAAAGCUGUGUUUGUGGUGAGCACUUUGUUAAAGGGAACAACGGGUGGAGAUCCUUAAAGACAUCAUCUCCUCAGUCACUUCCAGUACUGUGUUGUCAUCACCACUGUUGCUCACUCCGUACACCUGCUAGCCAACAAUGUCACCACAGAAAUGGAAGGCAGCCCUGUGUUUGAGCAGUUUGAAGAAAAGCUGUGCGAGUGGAUGGGAAACAUGAACUACACAGCGGAAGUCGUGCACGUCCCAGUGGUGUUCGCCCCGGUGUCCCAGCAGCUACUCCUCACGCCCAUGUUUGCACACCUGUUUCCCUUGCUCCCACCUGAUCUGGAGUCAAUAAAUGCAAAACGUCCAGAGAAGAAGAAGUUUGGAAGCUUACUCGACGUGGACAUGAAUUCUCUUCCUGUUGAACUGCAGUUUGAAAUCAAAUCCCUGGCUUCGGUGUUAAACUCAGUGUUUGAAGCUACAGGCACCAGAGAAGAGAGUUUCGCUGUGGGUCCCAUGAGCCGCAUAAUAGCAGGGGAACUGGCCAAUCACCCUCAAGCAAAGAACCGAAGGAAGGCGGCCCCUAAUAAAGCCUCCAUCAUUUUUGUGGACAGAACAAUGGAUAUUACAGGAGCUGUUGGUCACCAUGGAGACAACCUGGUGGAGAAGAUUAUGAGUGUGCUUAAACCUUUACCUGGUCAUGUGACAGACGUACAGGUGGACAUGCUGGAGCUCACAAGUCUGCAGCGAACCCCUCACUCCCAGACCACCCUGGCCCCCGGCUGCCUCGCGCAGACCCAGUCACCAGCAGCUCAGACUCUGUGGGAGGCCAUGCUGACCAAUAAACAUAAAGAGGGGGUGAUGGAGGUCCGUCGGCAACUAGUGGAAACAGCCAGCAAAGAGAAGCUGCCAAUCAAGAUGAGCAUGGGCCGUGUGACCCCCGAGCAGCUGUGCUCCUACAUGCAGCUGUUCAAGAGUAGUUGGGGGGCGCUAGAGAGUCACUGCGGGGUGCUCCAGCUGGGCCUGGCCACGUCCCAGACCCUCCGCCACCCCAGCCUGCCCCGCUGGGAUGCCUGCCUGGCCUUUGAGAGGCUGCUGCUGCAGGCUCUUGGAGACUCUGACUUCCCUGCUGUGCUGAGGCAGCUGCUGCCCUUGAUGAAGCCCCGUGGAGGCGAGGACAGCACGACCUCCGGUUCGAGGUCCGGGGAGGAUGAAAGUGGGCCCGAUGAGAUGAUCCUGCUGCUGGUCUACCUGUACUCCCUGGCUGACGAGGCGCAGCCUGCAGACCAGGACACGGAGGAGGAGGAAGUGGAGAAGCUGGAGAGGGAGCUGAUAGGAGUGCUCACCCUGGUCCUCACCCGAGAGAUCGAGCUCAGCCCCUUGGUCCAGAAACUCACCGGUUGUGCAAACCCAGAGGAGCUGACCACGGAGCGAGCCCAUUCUGCUGUGGAGAAGAUGUUCGACACGCUGAGAGGUUUGAGUCACGCCAGAGAUCACCUGAAGCAACUGCGCUCCGUCUACACCGCCAGCGACGGAGUUCACCAGGCGACAUAUCGUCCUUUUCUGCAGCAGAUCCUGGAGGAAGUCUUCCGUCCUGACAGACCUGAAUGUCCCGACAUCGACUACAUGUCCGGAGGCCUCACGGACCUGCUCAAGACCAGCUUCAGCAUGUUCAUGAAGGUGAGUCGCCCACAUCCUGGCGACAACCCCCUGCUCUUCCUCUUCCUGGUUGGUGGCGUCACUCCGGCAGAGCUACGUCUCAUCAAAGAGAGCGUUUCCACUCACAAACCAGGAACCCAGGUGCUGGUUUUGUCUACCAGAUUGCUGAGGCCGACGGAUAUCCCCGAGCUGCUCUUCACCACCCAAAGACUGCUGCCUGACAUCGGUGUUUAAGGGGCAGUCACGUGGAAACACACCAUGCACACGCACGUGGAAGAGCACAUGAUGCGACCUCUCGACACCUCCUCGGGUGUGAUUUGAGUGUCAGUAAAUGAGAAUCACUGUCAAAGCUGCAAGGGAAACGAUUCGGCAACAUUCCUUCCCUGCUCAUGUCUAUGUGUGUAUUCUAAAGUGAAAUCUAAAGCUAUGAUAUUAAAGUACCUAUUGGGUUUUAUUUUUCUUGCAGACAUAAUUAAAAAUGUAAAUAUCCGAGUGUGUAUUCCAAACAGAAACUCUCCAUCCAAAGCCGCUUUAAAGUGUUUUUCAGCAAGAGGUGUGAAAUGACAUCAAAUGUUAAUAUGAAACAAUAAAACCAGUGACUUGUCAAACACGGUCGUGUGAUGAUGCCUUUCAUUUGCUCAGUUGUUAGGCAUUUUGACCAGGCUGUGUUGAAAGUAGACUGUAUGUGUAAACUCAAAGAAGGCCUGCUGUUGUGAUGGAGAAUACACACAAUCUGUUAGGGUCCAUUCACACCUCAACACUUCAUACAGUGACACAUAAGAGCAGAAUAAUUAACAAGACGUUUCACAGCGUCUGCGUUUGGCCCAUAAUUUGCUCACACUUAGAGCUCGUCUUCACACUCCUGCAUCCCCCUCCUCCCUCUCCAUUCUCCCUUUAUUCUCUUCCACAUUAAUCACCUCAGCUAUUAUUUAGUAAGUUUACCCACCUAGACACCUGCAUUGACAACCAGAGUGUACCGCAUGUCCAAAAGAGGAAUAAAUCCUGUGUGUUCAGGCUUUGAUGACAGAUCAGACUGGGAUACAUUCAUGAUUGCCUAAUUAGAUUAUGGACUGCAAAUAAACAGAUCUCUAACAUAAUGAAACACACAUUCAAGUUAAUUGGAAAAGGGAUUGAUUUAUUUUCUUUAUCCUCAGUAGAGCCUGAACAUGAACUCUUCCACUGCUGUUGGUUCCGGCUUUUCUUUAGAUUUCUUUGUCAUCUUGAUUUCCAGUGGCUGAUGACAGCACCAGGGUUUUAUCUGUAGGCAGAUCUAAGGACCUGAGAAGCGGCAGUCCAGUCAUGCUCCUCAUUAAUGCUGGUAUCUAAGCAUUUGAUAAGAAUGGGGUUGUCCAUUGGUCAGACUUCCCUCGCCUGUAUUAGUCAUCCCCAUCACAUCAUCAAUGACGUUCCUCAUUGUGUCUUAAAGCCAAGGACAUGCUAUUGUUAGAUUGUUAGCUUUUAUUUGAUGAUUCAAAAAAACAUAACACCGCACUGCAGUCAUUGCAUUUGUUAAAGAUCAGAGGAUGAAAACACUAUAAAGCCAGAAGGAUUUUUGUCCAUUGUGGUCCUCUAGUACACCUCAUGAUAAUCAACACACCUAAGUGCAGACGCUACAAUCUACAUAUUCACAUGAGGGGGCAUGGUAGCUACGUCAACAUGCUCUUAUUAUGUUAGUUAUAAAGACUUAAACAUAUAAAUUGAAUAUAUUGUUGCUUUGUUACCAUUCCUUUAUGAUCAGUUUGAAAUUAUCUGUGAAAUACAGUUUCAGAUUUGUGGGCAGAAUAUGACUGCUUUACACUGUAGAGAAACGUGUUCUUUCUCAUUAGACCACAGAUUGGAAAGGAAAUAUUUAAUCUUUCUCUUAUAAAACAGCUAUGAUUUUUUUUAAGUAGUGAAAAUGAUUGAUAAUGCACUAUGAUACCAUAUUGGUAAACCAUCUUAAAUGAGUGAUUUGAAAUGUAUUGUCUGCUUACGUCAUUGUUUCGGUUGUCGAAUA
Trematomus bernacchii (emerald rockcod) is the source of this 3959-nucleotide messenger RNA. RefSeq names its product sec1 family domain containing 2 (gene scfd2). The record is from RefSeq and is a predicted model, not a curated record. Lineage: Eukaryota; Metazoa; Chordata; Actinopteri; Perciformes; Nototheniidae. The transcript is spliced from 9 exons. Gene Ontology annotation, biological process: intracellular protein transport; vesicle-mediated transport. Bases 476 to 2197 code for a protein of 573 amino acids.